GGGAGGGGGUUGUAGGGCGAUGCGGCACCUGCGCGCAGAGUAGACUCGGAGAGGCCUUUUCUCCUGGUCAGUUGUACCUCCUCCCCGUCUAUACACUUGCAGGAUGCUGAUAAGGGAGCAGCGCACAGACCUGGAUACUCUCAGUGACUGCUGACGAACUUCUUCCGGCUGUGGUGGCUAUUCCACUGCUUUUGUCUCCAGACUACAAGAUGUCCUAUUUUGGGGAGCAUUUUUGGGGUGACAAGAACUCUGGCUUUGCUGUGUUGUACCACAAUAUGAAACAUGGUCAGCUGUCUGUCAAGGAGCUUGCAGACUUUGUGCGUGAAAGGGCUGCUGUUGAGGAGGCUUACGGCAAAUCUAUGCAGAAAUUAUCAAAGAUGGUGAGCAGCGGAAGUCACCUAGGGACUUUUGCCCCAAUGUGGGAGAUGUUCCGGGUGUCCUCUGACAAGCUUGCUCUCUGCCAUCUGGAACUGAGUAAAAAACUCCAUGACCUUAUCAAGGAAAUAAACAGAUAUGGGGAAGAACAAGUCAAAAUGCACAAAAAGUCCAAAGAGGAUAUGUCUGGCACUUUAGAAGUCAUACAACUGCUACAGUGCAGUUCUCAACUUCUCCAGAAAUCACGGGAGAAUUACUGCAGCAGAUUUUCUGAGCAGGAGCGGCUUAGGAGAGAAGGAUCACCACAAAAAGAAGUGAACAAGGCAGAACUGAAGACCAGGAAGGCAGCGGAGUCUUUGCGCUGCUCCGUUGAGAAGUACAAUGCUGUACGCAUAGAGUUUGAAGGGAAAAUGUUGCAGUCUGCGCAGGCUUUCCAGGACACAGAGGCAUCUCACCUUAGACACAUGAAGCACCUUGUUGCAGCCUACUCACACUCGGUAGAGGACACACAUGUACAGAUUGGGCAGGUACAGGAAGAGUUCAAUCACAACAUGGAAAAUGUGGCAAUUGAGAAGCUAAUCAGGAGUUUUGCAGAAAACAAUGGCACUGGAACAGACAGACCAGACGCUGUGGAAUUUGAAGGUUUUCGCUUUCCCACCCCUCAAGAAGGAGUAAAGCGUACAUGGUCCAAACCUUUCCGCAUUCGAGGAUUGAGCAAGAAGGAAAAGGGUACUCGCCCUGUGGAAGCCUUGGAGCCAGAAUGUGUUGAUAUUCCAGAUGUAGAUGAAGAAGGUUAUACGAUCCGUCCAGAAGAUAAUGUAACCAGGGGCAAUGCAGUUCACUGCUGCUCCUCAAGCGACUCUGAUUUUGAUGAUGAUGAUGAGCCUCGGAGAUUCCGAAUUCUAAUCAAACCCCCUCAGGCUGGAGAGCAUGACGGAGACCAGGAAGCUGAGAUGAAGAGGCUACGGGACACAGUGGGAUAUCUGAUGCAGCCACCAGCUGCAGGGGUGUCUGUGAGGCGACAGACUACACGUGCUGUAGUUCGUGCUGGUGUUGCUUCUGGAGAUUCCCAAGGACUUGCUUACACAGAUAAAGGUUCUGCUACUUUAUCCAGCACUCCUCCAUCCUCGCUCCCUAGCAGCUCUGAUAUCGGUUCUGUCUGCCGCUCCCUUCCUUCCCAGUUUGGUCCUCUACUGGAAUCUGCCUUUGAGUCUGAAAAUUUUACAGGGUGCCAGUCAUACAAUCUCAACUCUAGCCCAUCUCCUUUUUCCUCCUCUUCGCCAGAGAACGUGGAAGACUCUGGCUUGGACUCUCCUUUCCAUCCUUUCUCUGGACCUUCACCGGAUUCUCGUCCCUGGACUCCUCGUGAUGAUUCUUCCCCUGGUGAUUCCCUUUUGGCGCCACCCUCCUGCUCUGAAUCCCCAGAUGAUCUCCCUAGUGAUAUUGCUUCUGACCUGCAGACAUCUGGAAGCUUAGAAGCUUGGGAGGAAAAAGUAACAAAUGACAGCCCUCCAGUCAUAACAACCUUGGGCACAACAGAAUCCCCUUCAAAUAAACCUGAUUCAUGGGAUCCAUCCGGUCUUUACUCCUCUUUGUGCUCCCGUACCGAACCCCCACCCCCAAUGCCCCGUGUGCAGCGGAGCAUCAACAUGGGCAAUUCUGUCACCCACUCCCUGUUGAGCCCAAGUGCACCCUCUUCAGCACUCAGCGAUCGUGGUUUCUUCUCGCCUUCAUCCUCAGGAGCUGGAAUAUCCUUGGGGUUAUCUCGUGGACCAAGUCCUGUCAUUCUAGGAUCUCAGGAGUCUCUCCCCCUGGCUGCAGCUUUUACAGAAUACGUACAUGCUGUGUUUGAAGGGGGACAUUUAGAAGGUUCUGGUGUGCGGAUUUCUGGAGAACUCACAAUGUCCUUUCCAGGAGGAAUACUUCGUGUGCUUGGAAGCCCCACUCCACCUCCUGUACUCAGCUUCCGAUUGGUCCACACAUCACAUGUGGAGCUCUUCACUCCUAACACUGAUCUACUAUACAGUGAUUUAUCUCAGAAUGACCCUAACUGUAGAGACUUCUGGCUAAAUAUGCCAAGAUUAACCUCUCAUCUUCAGAACCUAGCUGAGCAUAACACAGCUCCUUACUACAAUGUCAUGCUGCUCAAGUACCAGGUGUUUAAGGCAGGUGUUCCUGCUGCACCCCUACAGCUUUCAACUUCCUGGAUCUGUAGUCCCUCAUCCACAGAGUUUAGUUUGGAGUACAAGCAGAACAUGGCAGACCUAUGUGACCUUCACUUUAUGCUGCCCCUGGAAGAACCCUUGUCCAAUCUUCAGUUUGACCCUCCAGCUCGCUGUGCUGACAGACGGUUGCUGUGGCAGAUCCCACAAACGCUAUCUGGAAAGGAUCAAGAAGGUUGGCAAAGGCUUUCUGCUCGAUGGCAAACACUCCGCUCGCAUAGCAGUCCUACUCCAGCCGCAGCUCAGUUCACAUAUGAAGGCAGUACUUUGUCUGGGGUAGAUAUUGAACUAGUGGGAUCUGGGUACAGGAUGUCCCUUGUCAAGAAAAGGUUUGCAGCAGGAAAAUAUAUUGUUUGCUGAAAAAAAGAUGUCCUUGCCUUGCAUCAACAUACCCCUUCAACAAUCUACUUCUGUCCUUUGGGCUUCGGACUUCUGAUGCUGAUACUACUGAUGC
This is a messenger RNA of Spea bombifrons (plains spadefoot toad), 3051 nucleotides long. It is a transcript of the gene FCHO1, whose product is annotated as FCH and mu domain containing endocytic adaptor 1. Lineage: Eukaryota; Metazoa; Chordata; Amphibia; Anura; Pelobatidae. The transcript is spliced from 29 exons. The record is from RefSeq and is a predicted model, not a curated record. The coding region runs from base 210 to 2957 and encodes 915 amino acids. Gene Ontology annotation, biological process: clathrin coat assembly; clathrin-dependent endocytosis. Gene Ontology annotation, cellular component: clathrin-coated pit; clathrin-coated vesicle; cytoplasm.